Molecule: messenger RNA, 4585 nt
Organism: Chenopodium quinoa (quinoa)
Lineage: Eukaryota; Viridiplantae; Streptophyta; Magnoliopsida; Caryophyllales; Amaranthaceae
Product: transcriptional corepressor LEUNIG_HOMOLOG-like
Exons: 16
Coding region: 736-2640 (634 amino acids)
Molecular function (GO): protein binding; transcription corepressor activity
Source: RefSeq, a predicted model, not a curated record
AAAGCCUUAAAUGAUAGACAGCCAAUAGCUAAACCACCCCCAUACUUUCCAUAUUCAUUCAAUCUCUAGUAACGACUUUUUUAAACAUUAUACGGAGUAUAAACCAAUAUACGUGACAAUUAUUUCCGACUAGACGCAAGUCAUCCCACCACCCACCCCCAGUCCCCACUAAAGCCAUGUUGUUGUCUACUACAAAGUACUAUUCAAACACACACUCCCUUUAUUGAUGUACCCUCAAUAAAUUAUCAAAUCAUGCCAAUUAUCACACUCUGCAACCAUGUACUAAACCAAUGACACCAUUCCCCUAAAAAAUUGAAUCCAUACAUUUAUACGUCUUAAUCAAGAAAAAUAAAGUAUAGUUGUAGCAAAAUCUAGUAAUAGAAGCAAUUUCAAGGACCCCACAAAAUAUAGAAACUUGUUGCUCCGUACAUCAAUUACUGCUGCAUUGAAAACUAAAGCACUUUGAAUCCUUUCUUCUUCUCAUCGUUCAUGGCACCCAGUGCUGCAGCAGCACAGCAGCAGCGCGCAGCAGCCCAGUAGAUGUGCAGCACCCAGCAUUGUAGCCUAGAUUUAUGCAAGUAGCGUUUUAUUACCUUCUAUCCCUUUAAUUAUUCUUGCAAAAUUCCAAAAACCCAAAUUUUUAAAUUUUAUCUUUCAUUGUUUCUUUUGCAUGGCACUGUCCCUUUCGUUUUCUCUGAUCAGAUUGUGGAUUUUGGAGUUUAGAGUAAGAAGACGAUGAUGGGGUCUAACAAUGGUUGGGAUGCUGAAGAGAUUUUUCAUAAGUAUUUGUACGAUUAUAUGGUGAAGAAGAACAUGCACAAGACUGCUGAGGUGUUCGCAAAAGAGGCAAAUGCUGAUAUUUGUUCUGUUGUUUCAGCAAUUGAUUCUCCUCAAGGCUUUUUAGCUGAAUGGUGGUCAAUCUUUCAUGAUGUGUAUUUCUAUAUGUAUCCUCAUCAUGCACAAACUACCGAGACAGUGUCAAACAAGGGCAAACAAGUAUCUGGAACCACUUCACAUAGUCCAUGUUCAGAGGCAUCAAAGUUUGUGAUCAAUCCACAAAGUUCUGUGCAGUUCCCAAUUGGUAGUCAUUGUGAUAACAUUUUAACACAACUGUCCCCAAAAACCUGUGACGGAGCAAAUCAUAAGCGAAUGACUAGAAAAAGUGAUACAAACUCGCAGAUCAAUACUGAAACCCGGGGUAGCUCCAAGUUAGCUGGAAACAGUCCAAGUAACUCUCAGCAAAAUUCCCAUAAACAAGUGCAACAGCGGCAAGAUAAAAAACGUGGUGCUAGUCAUGGAACCACUCCCAUCAGCUCAUCAACACAUGCAGAGGCCACAACAAUAGGGUCAGACAGUGUGCUCAACUCUGCACCGCUGAAAGGAUGGCCGCUGAUUGGCACUAAUCAGGUUUCUCCUCGUCUGGGGCAUCAGGUGUUAAAUUCAUAUCUGCAGUCAGCCCACAACCAGUCACAGGUUGACAUGCCCCUGUCCCAGAGUCAACAAGAGAUCUUUGCUCAGUUUCUGGCUAGUACAUCAGCAAAAACAUUGCCAUCUUUUCCACUGACUUCUGAUUUAGAUAUGCUUUUGAAAAACGGGAUAGACAGGACAUAUGGCCAGGAUGGCCGAGAUAAAGAAGCUAGCGAAAUAAAUGAAAGUGUUGACAUGUUCUUUUCACAAUAUGAUGAGCAUGGUGAUUACACUUAUGGUCCAUGCACUCCCCAUCAUUUGUCUGCGUCUUAUGUAAAAAAAGGGCAUACAGGUAUUUCUUUGACGGAAGUUGGAAGUCUCCAUGCAAGUAAAGCAAAAUUAUUCUCUUGCAAUUUUUCUCCGAAUGGAAAGUUGCUUGUUUGUGCUGGAUAUGAUAAGAAGGCUUUGAUCUGGAAUAUGGAUACUUUAGAAUACACCAGUUCUUUGGAAACCCAUGCUCAUCUGAUAACUGAUGUUCGGUUUCAUCCAAGCUCUGAGUUUUUUGCUACUUCUUCUUUUGACAAAACAGUGCAGAUAUGGGAUGUAGCUGGACCAAGCAAAUCAUUAUUUGCACUAGCUGGGCAUAGUGAUCAUGUGAUGUCACUGGAUUUUCACCCAAGAAAGAUGGACCUUUUGUGCUCAAGUGACAGCAAUGAUGAGAUUCGGUUUUGGGAUAUUAAGGCAUAUGCUUGUUUGCGAGUAUCCAAGGGAGCGAUCAGACAGGUUAGAUUCCAACCUCAGUUGGGAAGACUUUUGGCCACAGCUUCUGGAAAUGCUGUCAACAUAUUCAAUGUUGAGACUGGUGCUUUUGAGUUUGACUUGAAGGGACAUCAAUGUGAAGUGCGCUCUAUUUGCUGGGAUGUGACUGGAAAUUACUUGGCCUCUGUUAGUGAAGAAAGUGUGCGGCUGUGGUCAAUAGUGUCUGGUGGUAGAUGCAUCUAUGAAUUGCUUUCAAAGGGCCACAGCUUUCAGUCAUGCACCUUUCACCCAGGAGAUCCAAUGUUGUUGAUUAUAGGAAGUUACCAGUUCCUUGGUUUGUGGAAUCCUACACAAAGCAGCACAAUCAACACAAUUCAGGCACACAGCGGCCUCAUUUCUGCAUUGGCAAGCUCGCCAACGAUAGGAUUGAUAGCCUCAGCUAGUCAUGACCAGAGUGUUAAAUUAUGGAGAUAAAGAGCAGACAUCGCCACUUUGGAGUUUUUUUUGGGUGGUCUACUGUAAAUAACAAGGGCUCGUAGCAUGGUGAUUACUAAUUAGAAUGACAGACUAAAGUUUUUGUUGAAGUAAGUCGAGUAACGGGGAGGUUGAGUUGUGCUUUUGGAGACUCACAACUUGCCGUGGAAUUCGGAGGCUUAAGGAUGGAUAUACAAAAUCUUUUUGAAUGUAAGUUAACUGAAAGCUAAUUAAUUUGCAAAAAUAUGCAAAAAUUAUCAAAUGAAUGAUGCACCUAACGGUGGACUCUUUAGUCUAGAAUCUCUAAAUGUACAAAUUUCACAAGCCAUUGGGCAUCUUCGUAAAAAAGUAGGAAGAGAACAACUUUAUUUAAUUUUUGGCAAUGAGGACCAUCUUUAAAAUAUUCAUAUUCCUUGUUUUUCUGUUUUCGUAAAACGGAGUAUAUGAAUGUUUGAUCAAUUCACGCCUCCAAAAUCGGAACAUUCCAAACAAUAUAAUAGGCCGUCGCCAAUUCGCCAAAGCAACUAAUGCACACUAUAUAAUUUCUUGAUACUGCUACAUUCCUGCAGUAUACUCCAUUAAUGUGACACAUUCAACCAAUUAUUCAAUUUCAGGUACAUUCCUUUAUUUUUUUGAUUACUGCCAUUUCUGUUACAUUUACAGUUCUUUUCAAUAUUACUCGAAUUCUGCUUUGUUUGUUCUCCAUUCUUUGCUUCUUUUCAAGUACAGUGCCUUUUACUAAUUAUAUAAUAUAUAUAAUUAUUUUAUGGAUUAGUGUAGAACGAUUCCCACAUUUUAUAUGAAAUUUAGGUUCUUUUUUUUUUUUUUAGUUUAUUGUUGUUAUUUUUUUUUUUUGGUACUGAAUUUGUUAGGUUUAUUUAUUUUUGUUUGUGCCAAUACCCUUUUUAAUUUGGGACUUUUUGAAUCUUGCAAUAGUUUUUUCGCUUAAGUAUCAUAUAUAAGCAUUUCAUAAUUGCAUAAUGUCACCAUUAUUGAACUUUAGGUUUCUUAUUUAUUUAUGUAGCGUACCCUAAAUCUUAGAUGAAGCCUUGUUUAAGAGUCCUCUUUUGGCUUUAGGAGUAAGUAAUGUUUGUUGAUUGGGACUUCAGGGCACAAUUAUGUAACAGGAUCAUAUCUUGAAUCCGUAACAGAAUUGACAAUGCUCCUUACAGAAUUGACAAUCCGUAAGAAAAAUGAUCGAGUUGUUUUACUCCCUCUGCCAAUAAAUAAAGUUCGUGCUUUGAUUUGGCACGUUGAUUAAUUAUAUACUACGCGGGUGUUAAAUGUUACUGAAAAGAUUAGAAAUGAGCAGGUAGUGAUAAUUGUGUGAAAGUAUUAGGAUGGAAACAAAAAAAGGAAUGGUGGGAUUGAGAAAGAAAUGCUAGUACUUGACUAGGUGAAUUAUUAAUGUUAAGAUUAUCUUAGAACAUCCCAAUAAGGACAGUGUGACAAUGUUAAUGUAUCGAUAUUGGAGGGUCUAUCUGUGUAAUCGCAUAUCUAUUUUAUUUGUUGUUUGGUGACAGUCUUGCAUUGAAACAUUGUACUUUUCCAUUGCAGUGAGUUGAUAUCUAGGGGGUUUCUCCCUUUUUUUAUUGUAUGUUUUUAUUCUUUUUCGACUUCUCCCCAUUACAUAACCUGGAUCAUGAAGGUUCAUUGAAGAUUUUGAUUCUCUUCCACAUGACUAGCAUACGUCAAAAUGAUGAAAGUAAUGCAUAUACGAAUUGCUUAUAUUCAUUUAUUUUUCUUGUACAACUACGGUGUCAAUCUAGAAGGGAAAUUGUUUUCUGGUUGCCCUGUUCAAUCACCACAGCAUUGGGAAUUAUUGAUUAUUAACAACUGGUGUAUUGAAUAGAAUUGUUAUGCAGCUUUGAAUUUGGAUAUGAGUAUCUCCUAUGACUGUUUGGAGUUUAUAAGACCGUGGACAUUUAACAUAUUGCAAUAAAUU